Molecule: messenger RNA, 4271 nt
Organism: Diospyros lotus (date-plum)
Lineage: Eukaryota; Viridiplantae; Streptophyta; Magnoliopsida; Ericales; Ebenaceae
Product: transcription initiation factor TFIID subunit 8-like
Exons: 5
Coding region: 517-1626 (369 amino acids)
Cellular component (GO): transcription factor TFIID complex
Molecular function (GO): protein heterodimerization activity
Source: RefSeq, a predicted model, not a curated record
UUAUUUAUGUUAUUGUCCAAACAUGCCCCUCGUCCCGUCGCCGUUCCACUCCGUCUUUCUCUUCUCUCUGCCUUCCCCUUCCUUUAAACCCCUCUUCUCCUCUGCUUCUCUCUCUCUCUCUCUCUCGAUCCAGGGUUUUACCUAGGGUUUAGAAUCCUCGGACAGCCCCUGCUGAAUCCGUAAUCAAUUUAUCACGGCUUUCAGUUCUCAGAAGUCUACCCACCGAUGGGAUUCAACUAUUCGUAAUCCCAUAGAGCUUCGUAAGAUUCGCUCGGUUGUUUUCGAGUUCGGCCAAGAGCCAACUUCAGUGGCCCUGGAUAUCUCUGGUCAGCUUGUGCUACGUCUGAUUUCGCUUUCAGUUUGUUCAAUUGUUUGGUUGACGGCCGAAUCACGACUGUCUAGGGUUUUCCUUUUCGACUCUGACUGUAUCCCAAGCGGAUGGGAUGUUUGCGAGUUCUUUGAAAUUGCAUCGUAUUCGGGAUUUUAGUUCAUGUGAAGUGAUAUGAAGCGUUGAAUAUGAGCGAUGGAGGUGGGGAGAGUGUAAGAGACUAUGGGCUUCGCAAGGCUUGGAAGAAGUCGGGAACUGACGAUUUUGGCCAAGCUGUUGCCAUGAUUGCUGUAGCGCAGGUGUGCGAGAGUGCGGGAUUUCAGGGCUUCCAGCAGUCGGCCCUCGGUACGCUAUCUGAUGUUGCCGUGCGUUAUAUUCGGGAAAUAGGGAAGAUUGCAAGUACCAGUGCGAAUUCUGCUGGUAGAAGAGACAGUAACGUCUUUGACAUAAUCCAGGGGCUGGAAGAUUUGGGAUUCUCAAUUGGGUUUCCAGGUGCCUCGGAGACUAAUCGAUGUGUUGCUGGAUCGGGUAUGGUUCAAGAGAUUGCUCAGUAUGUUUCUGAAACUGAGCAAGUUCCAUUUGCAUAUUCCAUUCCCAGUUUUCCGGUUAUUAAGGACAGAAAGCAAUCGCUCAGUUUUGCACAAGUUGGAGAAACACCGCCCAGUGACCAUAUACCUUCAUGGUUGCCUGCAUUUCCUGAUCCUCAGACUUACUCACACCCACCCUCACGGGAUGAGAAAGAUGUAUAUUCUCAUCGAGAAGAAGUUGACAAUAUGAAUGAUCGGAGGAAGGUGGAAAGGUCCUUACUGAAUUUGCAGCAGCGUCUGGCCUGUAAUGGGUCUGAAUUACCUACUGCCAGUGACCCAGGGGAUGUUGCUAAAGCUAAACAAGCUGCUGAAGCUAACCCAUUUCUUGCGGCCCCUCUAAGAUUUGGGGAGAAGGAAGUGUCCUCUGUGGUUUUUCCACUUAAGUCCUUAAAUGAAGCUACAGCCAAGAAUAGUAUGGUUCUGCAAAAUCAUGGUUCAGCGCUGCAGAUAUUUUCUCUGGGUACUGAAGCAAUGGAAAGCAUGUUGAGCGAGUCCGGAGACAGUAGGGAAAAUGCUAUCCCAAACAAUAGACCUGGUGUGCAAUUUAAGAUUGCAUCUGGAAAAAGGUCCUCAGGUACAUCAAUGAGCUGCCGGAAUGAUGAAAUCAACUUCUGGUUUGGGGAAAAUGAUGAGAGCAAUGACAAGAAAAGGAGGGCUGAGCAAAUACUGAAGGAAUCCAUGGAAAAUACCCAAGAGUUGGACCAGUUGUAAAUUAGGUGUGUUUUGACUAUAAUUGUAUACUUGUUUAGAGAUGCUGGUUCAAAGGUAGUCAAAGUUAAAGGACAUAGAGUUGUCUGUAUAUGCACAUCGCAGACUGCUAGAACUUAAAGAGUUAAGAGCUUGCUGAGGAAGAAUGAACGGAGUACUUAACAACCCCCUCCCAACCUCUGUGAAUAGUUUAAAUCAGUAAGAAACAUGUCUUCAAAUUCUAGAUAGAGCAAAAGCAUGCUCUAAGAUGAUGGGCCUUGAUAAAAAGCACAUAGAAGAUGGUUGUGCGCAAAAAGAAUUGGUCAUUGUUUGUCUGAAUCAACUGUAAAAUUCUAUCCAAGAAAAGGAAACCAAGAAAAAAGGAACAAAACGAUGGGAAGAGGAUUGAAAUGAUCUUCUACAAUGGAAACAGUCGCCUGUAAUGCUUGGUUGGCCUGCCAGCCACUUCCCCAGAGACAACCUCAUGGAUCAGGUCUUUAAAUAUCAGACGCUCAAUGACUAAGAUCAUCCCUGCAAUUUCAGAAUGGUAAGCUGCCCAAUCUUGGUGCAUCAUGUCCUCGCUUAAGAUGCUUAUCAGACCAGUAUCCUCAUCAAGUAAGCUGUGGUCAGGUGUAGCUUGGAGAUGAUCUAUCUCUGAACACAAUUCUCUCAAAAGCUUCUGGCCAGUGAGGCUUCUAGCUUGCAGUUUGUUUGGAGAGAUCCAUGGCAGAGAAAAAGCUGCCGAGGCUAAUUUGUGGACAAGGAUGUCAUUGACGGUAUCAAAUAUGAGUUUUCUCUGGAUUUUCUCGUAUUUUGAUUGACCAAUAUUUCUAUUGCUAUGUUCGUCAUCUGGAAAUUCAAUCCUUCCUUUGGUUUGUUCCAGCACAAGGAACAAGCUGGGGUUGAUAAAAUGCCCUGACGGGUGGAGCUGAAUGAGUGUCAUGCUGAAUCCUAGAUCUUUGAGCAGGAGACCUGAUGCUAACAAUAUUUCAGCAAUGUAUCUGUGCUCUGGAUUUGCAUCCCCACAAAGUGAUGCAAUGUGAUCCACCUCAGAUUCAUUAUCUGUGGAAUAUACUUGUUUGAGCUGCUGAAUCAAGUCUUUGAUAUUUUCUAAUUUUCCUCGAUCAAACUCAUGGCCCAGAGUAGAACCUGUGCUGUUCAGCAAGCAAUCUAACUCCGAUGAAUUCCAUCCUGCUUGAUCAGAGUUCAGGCUUUCGUCAUCUGUAUUAAAAAUAGUACUCCGCAUCCAUCGAAAUUUCAGUUCUUUUGUAUGAAAUACCAGCCAACCCCCUUCAAGUAGAGCACAUUUUCUUAUAAACUAUCAGCACCACAAGGCCAGAUAAAUGCACAUGGACGAAAGAAACAAAUGAAAAUUCACAAGCAACUUGCUAUGCUGAGAUCUGGGAAGAGUUUGUUCUAUGGAAUGCGAUUUUUAGUGAGCAUGGAAGACUCAAGCACAUUUUUAAGCUAUGUUUUAUUUUAUUUUUUGUGCUUUCCUUGACAAGCUUAUCCUUUUACUGGUACAGGCAGUCAAUGUGAAUUUCUGUGAGGUGUGGCCAUCCUCUCACUCCCCAGUAUUAGAAAUAUGAUUAUUUCAAAUAUGAAUGCUGCACUUGCAACUGAAGGGUUUCAUAUAUCAAGAACCUUACCUUUAAAGGCAUGCGAAAUCUUCUUCACAGGAGAUGGUGAUUCUUCUCUGUAGAAUGUGGUGUCAAGAACAGACACAGGGCUUGGUUGUUCCAAUGUUGCUGUUGUACUUUCAGCUUUAAAUCCAUUGUUGCAGAACCUUGCUACUAGCUGAGUCAGGAAAGAAACAACUGUUAACCACUUUCUUAGAAUAAUAAACUGAAAACAUCAGAUAGGAUCACAUACGUCAUUUUUCAGGUCUUUGUGCUGAUAUUUCAUCCCCUUGAUGGCUCAACUGCCUUGUUUCAGUACUGAGCUUGCUCAAUUGGUCAUCACCUUGUUGUGGAUUGGAAGAUUUUGGUUUCAGUCUUCUCCUUGGGGAACCUGAUUCUGCUUGCUGCUUGCUCAAAUGCCUUCUGGCCCUGCUUGAAUCAGACUUUGGGGUGGUAGGACGAGAAAGCUUGUCCAUCCCAUGCUGCUUCUGUUGCUGUAUCGGGCUCCUUCCAAAGCUGGCCGGGUUCCCUUGGUUCAGAUGGUGUGAUGCUUUUGAAGUUUGUAUUGACCUAUAUAUCCUGGCAUUGGGACUUCUAUCCAUGGAACUAAGGGGUUGAGAAGAAGGUUCUCUACAAUGGUUAACUCUAUUUUUGGAUGUUUGCUUUUCAACUGAAUCUGUUUUUCUGUCUGAUGCACCCUCAUUUGGUAUUGCACGAGGCUGUGAGUUUGUGUUUUUCCGGAAAACUCUAGCUGGUUUUAUGAUGACAAUAGAGGAUUCUAAUUUCUUGGCAGGAUCAGUCACCUUAAUGGUGGGAGUACUCAGAUGGAUGCUUGGCUGCCCACGCUGCCUUGAGGAUAUAGAAAUCUGGCCAAGGUUGUGGUAGUUUGGGCUGUGAUUGCUUGUUUGAGGCUCAAAAUCCAAAGUCUGCUCAUCCUUUUUGUUCUGUAACCUCUCCCUGGUUUUUUGCAUUGCUUCAAGAAUCUGUUUAAGAGCUCUGAGAUCCUUGCCUGAUCUUUGAAACUCAAGUUCUGUCAGCCUUCUCUCAAUU